This is a messenger RNA of Rhagoletis zephyria (snowberry fruit fly), 951 nucleotides long. RefSeq lists its product as uncharacterized. The record is from RefSeq and is a predicted model, not a curated record. Lineage: Eukaryota; Metazoa; Arthropoda; Insecta; Diptera; Tephritidae.
UGCAUAAAUUAAAAUUUCUUCCUCCAUAAUUUCACAAUUUCAAAAAUGAACACAAUAAACCGCUGUCAGCACCUUUUCUAGAACUGACAAGACUGUCAGCAAAACAAGCUUUUGUUAGAGCGCUAGAAUAGCGAACAAUGACUAGCUGUCAUGAAAGUGACUGUGGUGAACUUGUCAGUGUUGCGGAAUCGGGCUGUUAAUUUAGAUUUUUACAAUUGCGCAGUAUUUUCAUACCAACAUGGAAUUUAAUAAAAAGUAAGUGAGUUUUUGUAUUUUUGGGUAAAAAUGAUCUAAUUCUACAAACUUUAAAAUAGAAGUCGUACCACAAACCGUGAGCAAUUUUCGCUGCUAGUUGAGAGAAUGAAGCUUAACGGGGAUAUUGCCAAGAACAUGACCAAACAAUCGCCGGAGGUAGUGUCAGUGUUUUGGUCAACCUUAAGCACAGACUUGAAUGCAUUGGGACCUCCGGCAAAAUCGGUUUCAGAAUGGAAGAAGGUAUACAUAAAAUGUGCAUAUGUAAAAUUCAACUUGUUCUAUAUGGAUUUCCUUAAUCUUAGGUAUGGUCAGAUUUUAAGUCUUCAAUUUAAAAAAAAAAUGUCACACAACAGGAGCCAAAUGCAAGCUACAGGUGGAGGUCCAAAUGCAGAAAUUCCAUUGACUGCUUUGGAAGAAGAAGUUGCGCAGCUGAUUUGCAUUCAAGACACCAUAACGGGUGUUUCAGGGCGCAAUAAUUAUGGUGUCCCACAGGAGCCACGCGUAGGCCAAAUUGAAAGCACGAACAGCGUGCCAACUAGUGGAGUGACAUCAGAUGAAAGCAUACCUGAAGCAAUUUCAGCUACAAGUACUCGACCCCAAAGCAGAGUACAAAAAAAAAGCCAGCUGAAAAUGUUGAAAACGCAAAUAGAUUUACAAAAAAAAAUUUCAUCAGAAAGUUUCGUCCAGUUUGGUUAA